Molecule: messenger RNA, 2363 nt
Organism: Durotheca rogersii
Lineage: Eukaryota; Fungi; Ascomycota; Sordariomycetes; Xylariales; Xylariaceae
Product: PLC-like phosphodiesterase
Exons: 2
Coding region: 369-1817 (482 amino acids)
Biological process (GO): lipid metabolic process
Molecular function (GO): phosphoric diester hydrolase activity
Source: RefSeq, a predicted model, not a curated record
GACUCCUAAGCCAGUAUGCAAAUUGCCAACCACCCCGGGUAAAGAAUAGCAGAUUCAAAGUCAGCUUCUGCUGCGUUUUCUGCUCUCUUUCUGCCGCGUCUGGUUCCUGCGCUGAUCUGCUCAGCCCUGGCCCUUGCCGCCCAUCCCAUUUUCUCUUAACUCGGCGCCUCGCCUAGAAAGAGAGGUCGGCCCACGGGAUACACACAAGAAACAUCCACGUGUAUAAGUCCUCACAUGCUUAAUAUGAAUAACUGGCACGGGGAUCGCAGGCCUCAUCCAUCCCUUUAUAGCUGCGCAGGCCUCGACGGCUCGCUCCUGUGGCUUCCUAACCUACUGUCGCUUCAUCCAGAACAUCCUUAGUUGAUACCAUGGCCCGCCUCGCUUCUAUGGCCGACCUCGUCCUCCGCAACCUCACAGCCACCCCCCUAGAGCUCACGCUCGUGGAGCGGUUCGAAGAAGAAGAAGAAGAGCCAUCGUCCUGCUGUCCGAUUCUCAAUUGCAACAUCACGAGCAGGAUCGGAGGUCUCUUCAAUUCGAGCUCAUCGACUGUCAAUCUGCGCGUCCAGGAUGACGCGAAGGAUCCCGACGCGAAGGACCGUCGCGAGGUUUCCUUCGCCGUCGCGCCCUUCGAGACCCGCGCGACCGACGUUCGCGCCGCUGUCCCUGGCCAGGAAACCGUCCGCCUGACUUUCGAGUCGGGCGGGCACCGGUACCAGGUGGACGUCACGGGCGCCUCGCAGCGCAGCACCGUCAUGACGAAGCUCGACGGCGGCCCCAACGAGUACACGGCCAUCUACGUGGCAGCCGGCAGCUGUCUCACCGUGCUCAGCUCGGCCAACCUCUCGGCCUGGAUGCGCGAGCUGCACGACGAGUAUCCGCUGUCGGCCCUGUCCAUCCCCGGCACGCACAACAGCCCGACCUACCACGUCGCGCUGCCGUCCGUCCGGUGCCAGGCGGUCAACGUGCGCGAGCAGCUGGAGAACGGCGUGCGGUUCUUCGACAUCCGCGUGUCCGUCUCGCCGGGCUCGCCGGACAUGCCUCUAGUGCACAGCGCCUUCCCGGUCUCGCUCACGGGCACCAGGUACUUCAAGGACAUGCUCGACGUCAUCUACAGCUUCCUCGAGGCCAACCCGUCGGAGGCGCUCGUGAUGAGCGUCAAGCGCGAGGGCACGGGCCGCGGCACCGACCAGGACCUGUCCAAGAUCCUCAAGGACCACUUCUACGAGGGCGCGCGGUGGUACACGGAGCCGCGGAUCCCCAAGGUCGGCGAGGUGCGGGGCAAGAUCGUGCUGCUCCGGCGGCACGUCAACGACCCGAGCCUGGACGGGGAGUGGGGCGGGCGCGGCUGGGGGCUCGACGGCAGCGUGUGGCCGGACAACUGCGCGGACGCGAUGCUGGGGAGCGGGAUCGCGCGGCUGCAGGACUUCUACGAGGUCGAGCACCCGCGCAACAUCCCGGACAAGAUCGAGCUGGCGCGCAGCCACCUGGAGCGGGCGGCGGAGCCGGUGUGCCCGCUGCCCGGGUCCGAGGGCUACCGGCCCGACGCGCCGCCGCCGCCGUUCUUCUUCAACUUCCUCAGCGCGAGCAACUUCUUCAACGCCAACUGCUGGCCCGAGAAGAUCGCCGCCCAGGCGAACCCGGCCAUCGUCGAGUACCUGUGCCUGCGCCACGGCGAGCACGGCAAGGGCCCGGCGGGCCUGCAGGUCGGAGACGCGAGCACCGGCGUCGUGAUCACGGACUGGGUCGGGCUGGACGGCGACUGGGACGUCAUCAAGUGCAUCGUCGGCUGGAAUGCGAGGUUGCAGUUGAAGCAAUAACGCAUCCAUCGGGUUUUCUUGGUUUUUCUAUUUUCAUUCUCGUUCUCCUUUCUCUAUCUACUUUCCAACAUCGCAUUACUUGGGUAUGUUUCUGGCUUGUACGAAUAGCAACUUUGUUCGAAUCUAGAGGUGCGAGGGUAACAUUGGUAGCAUCACCGAGGCGUAAAGAUCUACAGGAUAGAUGGGCGUAUGGCUAAUAGGGUUGGGAUGGCCCCAUAACUACCUAGUGACACAUUGGUAUCCUUUCAGUGCCGAUUCGAUGGAGUUGGGCGACGCAGAGGAGGCGACCUCUUAUAUACAAAUUCAUAUACCUAGCUACAGCUAAGUGAGCAGCGAGGAUGUUAGGUAGCGUUACAGGAGGCAUGAUGUAGCAAUAUUGCCUAAUAUAGGUAGUAGGCUAUUCACAUGGGUGUAUUCUCAAUGAGGUCAUCGCCGUCGCCUGCCUUUCCGCGACGGUCCCCUACCAGCCAGGUACCUACCCGUUGGAUCCUCGGGAGCUUCAUAUCUUUACCUCCUUGCAGCGCGUACCUCGGCAUCUAAUUUUAU